This is a messenger RNA of Peniophora sp. CBMAI 1063, 1077 nucleotides long. NCBI's taxonomy places the organism in Eukaryota, Fungi, Basidiomycota, Agaricomycetes, Russulales, Peniophoraceae. The record is from the annotation of a GenBank genome assembly.
AUGGUGAUGGUGUUGUCUAACUCGCUUUCAGCCACACGGCGCGCCUCUGCCCACGUCCUGCGCGCGAGAGCCGGGCUCGCAUCCGCCGCACCGGUGGUCAACAUCCCAAUCAUCGACUUUAGCGGUUAUCGCACUGCGGGCUCCAUCUCUGAAAGACGGAAGACAGCAGAUUCCAUCGUCAAUGCCUUCAAGGACAGCGGCUUUUUCUACUUGAAGGGUCAUGGUAUUCCGGACGCCACUGUCAAAAACGUCUUCGAAAGGAGCGCCCGCUUUUUUGAACUGCCCCAUUCGUCCAAAGCCAAGCUUGCGUGGGAGGACCCUCGCUCGAACCGUGGCUACGUCCAGAUCGGUCGUGAGCGCGUCACGCAGAGCAGCGACGCGGCUGAGAUAGCUGCGAUGCGCGCGGCGGCUCCGGACUUCAAGGAAACGAUGGAGAUCGGACGGGACUGGGAUAAAAAGUGGCAGAACAUGUGGCCAGAAGAAGCAGAAGCGCCUCACUUUCGCGAGACGAUGCUUGCUUUCUUCCAGACAUGCCAUGAUCUGCACGUAUCUGUGAUGCGCGCUAUCGCACUUGGUCUAGACCUUGAGGAAGCAUUCUUUGAGAAGCAUAUCGAUGAGCAGUACCAUAACCUACGCUUGCUGAACUACCCGCCCAUCAAGACACGAUUACUGCAUGGCGCAGGACAGGCUCGUGCUGGCGCGCAUUCAGACUACGGUACCUUGACUCUGUUGUUUCAGGACAACGUCGGCGGGCUUGAGGUUCAGAACCCUACCACGCAGGAGUACCAACCUGCGAGACCUAUCCCCGGCACUAUCGUCAUCAACUGUGGCGACCUCCUUGCGCGGUGGUCGAACGACGUACUGAAAUCGACGCUUCAUCGAGUAGUAGCGCCUCCCGCACUCCCCAUCUCGGACACAGAAGGAAUGACCCCUCGUCGACAGAGCGUCGCAUUUUUCGCAAAUCCUAAUCAAAAUGCGGAGAUUGCUUGCCUGCCGAACUGUGGAAAGGAGGCCAAGUAUCCUCCCGUGACGACCGAAGACUACAUCGUCGGCAGGUUGUCUGCAACGUAUACCUAG